Molecule: messenger RNA, 1458 nt
Organism: Penicillium maclennaniae
Lineage: Eukaryota; Fungi; Ascomycota; Eurotiomycetes; Eurotiales; Aspergillaceae
Product: CENP-N/CHL4 family protein
Exons: 1
Coding region: 1-1458 (485 amino acids)
Biological process (GO): chromosome segregation; CENP-A containing chromatin assembly
Source: RefSeq, a predicted model, not a curated record
AUGCCGGUCAUGGCGCGCUCCAAAUCGGUCCGCGCGCCAACAACAGCCAGUCUCCCAAACAACCUGCGCAUCCCCUCAACAACACCCUCUCUCGCAAAGACUCUUGGCAAGCUGUCGCGGCAAGCACUACUGGAGCUCGCCUUAAUAUGGCUUGACGAUCGAAAUAUCACAUCUUCCCCGCCAUUCUUACAAUCUGAUGAAGAGAAUGGCGGCGACGACGAAGACACCCUGCCGUACCCCGCCGCUGAAACAGUUGAAGAAGUUCGCAAUACAUACCAAGACCUGCAAGAUCGAAAGGGUGGAAAGCGUGAAGUACUCGAGCGCAUACUCGAGGGUGAUUGGCGGAAUGGCAUCACAUUGCGACAGCUCGCAAUGGCGGACCUUCGAUACAUGGACGACCACCCAGCUAGUUUACGAUGGACCGCCCUCGAGCUCACUCGCAUCGAUGCAAGGAAAAAGCCAAAUGAGAAAGACACAGCCGAAGAUUGGUCACACAAUGUCCCUCGCAUGCAAGCCGCAAGCUUCGUGAAAGCUCUCCAGUACGAAAUCGCCCCUCUGGUGAAAGCACACUACCACCUAGCCCGCUCAUCAACUCUCCCUCUUACAAUCCUUCGCAUCUUCAUAAUUGACUCACCAUACCAAUCACCUCGUCAAGCACCCGAGGUCUUCGCCGACUCCUCGCGUGUCAUCUACGUCGCUUUCCCGGACAGUUGUCCCUUCAUCUACACCUCCAUCACAGCAAUAGGCCCCAAGCAAGCCGGUCCAACCACCAGUUCUGUGGCAACGGACCCUCGAAGUCUACAGCGCCUUGUACGCGAUGCGAUUCCCAAAGCACUCUCUCGGCCGCAGGAGCGGUAUACUCUAAAACCAACAUCAUUAGCUGCAAAGAACCUCCCCACCCUCCUUGCACUUCGAGGCCCGGGCAGAUCAACUUCUGCGAAUGGAGCAUUCAGCAUCUUUGCCGACUCGGCUCUUGAAGGGAGUCCGUUGGAUCCGCGUCCCUCGAAUUCAGUUUCUGCGGAAGAGCAUAUGCGCAGUGGAGAGGCCAUUGUCGAAGUUAAAGAGAAUGUAGUUGGUACCGAGCAGGCACAUGAGUCGACGAAACGCAAGUCGACAGAUACCCACCCGAGUACAUUGUCACCGACCUCUAAGAAGCGGCAAUUGGCUGUGCAGGGUCGCUUUGGAACAGCGGGUGGGUCAUUGGCACCAGCACCGUUGAAUCGUCUUGACAUUCGACUUCUGGAUCAGCCUACCUUGGACGAUGAGAAUAAUGGAAACAGCACUACUUUGCCUGCGGUUUCGCUAACUUUCACCGGGUCGGAUGUUAUUGGUGGAAUUCGCAAGCUGGCUGAGCUGGGCGUCAUUGACCCCGAGCGAAUGCCGUCCUGGAUGACAGGCGAGGAAGGCGUCAGUAUGGCCGUCGUUCAGCGAGGGAAGAGGCUUUGGAAGGAUGUUUGA